Centrocercus urophasianus (Greater sage-grouse) is the source of this 3849-nucleotide messenger RNA. It is a transcript of the gene GLI1, whose product is annotated as GLI family zinc finger 1. Gene Ontology annotation, biological process: smoothened signaling pathway; regulation of transcription by RNA polymerase II. Gene Ontology annotation, molecular function: DNA-binding transcription factor activity, RNA polymerase II-specific; RNA polymerase II cis-regulatory region sequence-specific DNA binding. The transcript is spliced from 11 exons. The coding region runs from base 1 to 3849 and encodes 1282 amino acids. The record is from RefSeq and is a predicted model, not a curated record. Gene Ontology annotation, cellular component: nucleus. NCBI's taxonomy places the organism in Eukaryota, Metazoa, Chordata, Aves, Galliformes, Phasianidae.
AUGUUCAACCCCGUUACGCCUCAGGGCCCCGGCUACGCCGAGCACUGCUGCCCGCGGCCGCUGCACGGAGCCUCUGCGGGCACAGCGGCGCUGCAAGGACUCGAUUUCUCGGUGUGCCAUCCGCCCAGCCUCGCCAGCAGUCACCAUGGCUAUGGGCUGGUGCCCGGCACCGAGCAUCCGGGUGGUGCUGAUGGCUCGCGGUUCUCAACGCCCCGUGGUGCUGGCAAGCUGGGCAAGAAGCGGGCACUGUCCAUCUCACCCCUGUCAGACUCCAGCGUUGACCUGCAGACGGUGAUCCGCACCUCGCCCAACUCCCUCGUUGCCUUCAUCAACUCCCGUUGCGCCUCCGCCAGUGGCUCCUAUGGUCACCUCUCCAUCAGCAGCAUCAGUCCAUCGUUGGGGUACCAGAACCCUCCGGGGCAGCAGAAGGGCCAAGGGCAACUGUUCAGCCACACUCCACCCCUGCCACCGUGCAGCUCCCACGAAACCCUGUCGUCCCGCCCGGGGCUCCUCCAUCACACCCCGGCUCGUGGGCCCCUCAAACACUGCCAGCAGCUGAAGUUGGAGAGGAGCCUGAGUAGCCCUCUGACAGCCAAAUACGCAGAGGAGAAAUCUGAGGGUGACAUCUCCAGUCCAGCCUCCGCAGGCACACAGGACCCCUUGCUGGGGAUGCUCAGCGUUCGGGAAGAUCUGGAGAAGGAGGAUGGGAAACCCGAAUUUGAGACCAUCUAUGAAACGAACUGCUACUGGGAUGGCUGUGCCAAGGAGUUUGACACGCAGGAGCAGCUGGUGCAUCACAUCAACAACGAGCACAUCCACGGGGAGAAGAAGGAGUUCGUGUGCCACUGGGCAGCGUGCUCGCGGGAGCAGCGGCCCUUCAAGGCGCAGUACAUGCUGGUGGUGCACAUGAGGCGUCACACGGGCGAGAAGCCUCACAAGUGCACGUUUGAGGGCUGUAACAAAGCGUACUCCCGCCUGGAGAACCUCAAGACACAUCUGCGCUCCCACACGGGUGAGAAACCCUACGUGUGCGAACACGAGGGCUGUAACAAAGCCUUCUCCAACGCUUCCGACCGGGCCAAGCACCAAAACCGCACCCACUCCAAUGAGAAGCCGUACAUCUGCAAGAUCCCGGGCUGCACCAAGCGCUACACGGAUCCCAGCUCCCUGCGCAAACACGUGAAGACGGUGCACGGCCCCGAUGCCCACGUCACCAAGAAGCACCGGGGCAGUGCGGUGCCUGGCCACACGCUGCCUGCCUCCGGGGCACCGCAGGACAUGAAGCAGGAGAAAAACACCAACGGCCCUGCUGAGAUCCGGAAGGAUGACAGCAAGCUGCUGGUGCCCGACUUCGCCUCGAAGCCACAGCCCAGCCCUGGUGGGCAGUCAUCGUGCAGCAGUGACCGCUCGCCCCUCGGCAGCACCACCAACAACGACAGCGGCGUGGAGAUGACGGGCAACACGGGGGGCAGCUACGAGGACCUGUCCACGCUGGAGGAGGUGGUGCCUGGGGAGCCCAUGGGCACCUCGGGGCUGAUGGCCCUGCAGAAGCUCGAGAACCUUCGCAUUGACAAACUGAAGCAGAUGAGGAAGCCGUCGGCUACCAAGGGCCUGAAUCUGCCGGCCAUCCCCGGAGCCGGUCCGCCCGGAGAUGGGCCCGGGCUCUGCGUGCCGCCGGCCGCAUCGCAGCGCCGCAUCGCGGAUCUGUCGGCGGCAGAGCUGGCCGUUCCACCGAGCGAGCGCCGCAGCAGCGCCACCAGCACCGUCAGCUCAGCCUACACCGUCAGCCGCCGCUCCUCCGCCGCGUCCCCGUACCUGAUGGGGCCAAACCCGGCCGGCGAGGCGGGGACGAUGCCGGGAUGCUCGGAUGGCUACGAGCGGCUCUCUCCGGAUGAGCCGCGGCGCUCCGGCAGCGCCAACCCCUGCGGAGCGCUGCCCGGUGUGGGCGGCCUCAGCCCGGCGCAGCGCUACCGCCUCAGAGCCAAAUACGCCGCGGCUACGGGCGGGCCGCCCCCGACCCCGCUGCCCAGCGUGGAGCCGCUGCCCACGGGCGGCCACGGCGGCUUGCCCGGGGAUUGCCUCGAGCCGGCCGUGCCCCCCUUCUUUACGAACGGUUUGCUGCGGAGGCACAGCUCCAACGAGCGCUACGUGAGCAGCCUUCACCCUCAUCUGGUGCCUGGGAACGGGGCGAGGAGGGCCAGCGACCCGGCCCGGACCGCCGCCGACCCUCAGUGCCACGCUGUGCCCAAAGUGCAGCGUUUUAAAAGCGCGGGGAACGUGAGCGCGCCGGGAGGGAGCAGAGCUGCCCUGCAGCCCCUGCCUGCUUCCGACGCCGCCCUCCAGCUCCGAGGCUUCUCCCCGCGCCCCCCCAGCAUCAGUGAGAAUGUUUACCUGGAGAGCGUGAACGCCGAGGGCCCCGCACCUGGCGCGGAGUCCGGCUUGCUGGAAAUGGACCCGUUCUUGAAUUACCCUGAGGAAAGCUUCCCGUGCCAGGGGGCCAACGUGCAGCUGCAGUGUGGGGGUCUGUACGGCAGCGCUCCGCGGACCCCGGGUGGGGGAAUGCAGCUGAACCCAUGUGGGCACGGAGAGAUGGAGGAGGGACUGCUGCAGCCCGAGUUCUCCCUGCCGCAGUGCCAGAUGAACCAGCACUUCCCCGGCCUGCGAGCUGGCAGCGGGGCCGUGCUGCCCCAGUGGGAGGAACCCCAACCAAGCGGUCAUCUGGAGCUGAGCUCUGGGCAGCCGGGACUCGGAGCCAUGGCUGAGACGCACUGCCACCGUCACGCCGCUCCGUACCCACCGCCCAGCCACUGCGUGCAGCACCCAAGGCUGAUGAGCGCGUGCCAGGAUGGCGGCUUUUCUGAUGGGCACCGCUUGAACUGCCUGCAGAUCAAAUCUGAGCAGCGGUACUCGGCGCCGGCCCCGGCCCUCAUUCCGUGCCAGAAUGCCAAAGCCGCACAACAGCCCACGUUCGGCCAAACCGUGAGCGGGUACCGGGCCGAGGAGCAGACAGCCAGCAGCUACGUGGCUGUGCUGAGCUCGCGGGGGAGGAGGGCCCACACCCCCACUUUGCAGGCCAAAGAGGUGAUGGUCCGCAGCUACGUGCAGGCGCAGCAGGCUCUGAUGUGGGGGGAGCCCCCCGGGGCUGGCGAGGCCGGCAUGGGGCUGGGCGGUGAGUCUGGGCAGUACCAGGGCACGCGCGCACCGCCCUACCUGGGCCCCAAAUACUCCGGUUACCAGCCCAAAACGAAUCACCUGCAGGGGCUGCUGGAGAACCCCCACCUCCUGAGCCCCCCGUGCUUUAACCCUGAAAUGGCGCCGCAUCCCCCCAGCGGUGCCAAGCCACCGGGACACCAGAACAGCGUGGGCUAUGGGGGCAACCUGGCAGAGCCCAACCCCUCCUAUGAGGCAGCAGGUGCCAACCCCCAGCGCGGGCUGCGUCUGCCCCCCGUCCAUCCUGCCCCCGAGGUGCCCGGUGACACGCUGCUCUGCUACCCGGGCCAGGUGGGCAAAGGCAGCCACAAGCUUCAGGGUCCGCCCGCUGCAAGCUGUGGGGGUCCCGGGCACUGCACUGGGAGCCUGGGGGGCAACAAAGGCAGCUCUUGCUUCUACCCAGACUCGGGGCAGCAGGCAUUCAACAGCCUGGACUCGCUGGACCUGGAGAACACUCACCUGGACUUCGCUGCCAUCGUGGAGGAUGCAGAGAGCUCCACGCUCCUGCCCGGCCCCCCCAGCCCCCCUGGGGGUCUCCUGUUGCCGGCACCCGGCGGUGCCAACAUGGCUGUGGGUGACAUGAGCUCCAUGCUGAGCACCUUGGCUGGGGAGAGCCACUUCCUCAACUCCCUCUCUUGA